Molecule: messenger RNA, 4476 nt
Organism: Canis lupus familiaris (dog)
Lineage: Eukaryota; Metazoa; Chordata; Mammalia; Carnivora; Canidae
Gene: NCAPG
Product: non-SMC condensin I complex subunit G
Exons: 21
Coding region: 76-3126 (1016 amino acids)
Biological process (GO): mitotic chromosome condensation
Cellular component (GO): cytoplasm; condensin complex; condensed chromosome
Source: RefSeq, a predicted model, not a curated record
GGCGCCCCGGACCGUCGGAGGCCGGCGCGCCCCUGCGUCCCCGAGCGGCGGGCUCGUCCCCCGGGUCGCGGCGCCAUGGGGGCGGAGAAGAAGCUGCUGCCGGUGAAGGAGGCCUUCCAGCUGGCGCAGCAGCCGCACCAGAACCAGGCGAAGCUGGUGAUGGCGCUGAGCCGCACCUACCGCGCGGUGGGCGACAAGGCCGGCUUCCACGAGGAGUUCGCUCGCCGCCUCCGGUACGCCAUGGUGGUGUACAAGCGGGAGCCCGCCGUCGAGAGGGUCCUGGAAUUCGCAGCCAAGUUUGUCACCUCGUUUCACCAGUCGGAUGCGGACGAGGAGGCGGAGGAGGAGGAGGACGACGGGGGCAUCUUGAAUUACUUGUUUACCUUUCUUCUAAAGUCUCACGAAGCCAACAGCAAUGCAGUGAGAUUUAGAGCGUGCCAGCUCAUAAGCAAGUUCUUGGGAAGCAUGCCAGAAAAUGCCCAGAUUGAUGAUGAUUUGUUUGAUAAAAUUAAUGAAGCCAUGCUUAUUAGGUUGAAAGAUAAAAUUCCAAAUGUGAGGAUACAGGCAGUUCUGGCUCUUUCACGACUUCAGGAUCCCAAAGAUGAUGACUGUCCCGUGGUUAAUGCAUAUGCUACUUUGAUUGAAAACGAUUCAAAUUCAGAAGUUAGACGGGCAGUGUUAUCAUGUAUUGCGCCAUCAGCAAAGACUUUGCCAAAAAUCGUAGGGCGCACUAAGGAUGUGAAAGAGGCUGUCAGAAAGCUGGCUUAUCAGGUUUUAGCUGAGAAGGUUCAUAUGAGAGCUAUGACCAUUGCUCAGAGAGUAAUGCUCCUUCAACAAGGUCUUAAUGACAGAUCAGAUGCAGUGAAACAGGCGGUGCAAAAGCAUCUUCUCCAAAGCUGGUUACGUUUCACUGAAGGAAAUAUAUUAGAGUUGCUCCAUCGGUUAGAUGUGGAAAAUUCUUCUGAAGUGGCAGUCUCUGCUCUCAACGCCUUAUUUUCAGCAACUCCUCUUAACGAACUGGCAGAAAUCUGUAAAAGUGACGAUGGCAGGCAACUGAUUCCAUUGGAAACAUUAACUCCUGAAAAUGCUUUGUAUUGGCGUGUCCUUUGUGAAUAUGUGAAAUCAAAAGGAGAUGAAGGUGAAGCAGUUUUGGAGCAGAUUUUGCCGGAGCCUGUAGUAUAUGCAGAGUAUUUACUAAGUUAUAUUCAGAGUAUCCCAGUUGUCAGCGAUGAAAAUAAAAGUGAUUUUUCCUAUAUUGGAAAUUUGAUGUCAAAAGAGUUUAUAGGUCAACAGCUGAUUCUAAUUAUCAAGUCUUUGGAUACAAGCGAAGAAGGAGGAAGGAAACGACUACUGGCAAUUUUACAGGAGAUUCUUACUCUACCCACAACCCCAAUAUCCCUACUUUCUUUUCUUGUUGAGAGAUUGCUUUGCAUCAUUGUAGAUGAUAAUAAGAGAAUACAAAUUGUUACAGAAAUCAUCUCAGAGAUUCGGGCACCCAUUGUUACUGUUGGUGCUGCUGAUCCAGCUGAUGUAAGAAAGAAGGAACUCAAGAUGGCUGAAAUAAAAGUUAAACUUAUUGAGACAAAAGAAGCUUUGGAAAAUUGCAUUAACUUACAGGAUUUUAAUCAAGCAUCAGAAUUAAAAGAAGAAAUAAAAACAUUAGAAGAUGCCAAAAUAAAUCUAUUGAAAGAGAUAGAGCAACUUGAAAUCAAAGAAGUCCACAUAGAGAAGAAUGAUGUUGAAACCCUACAGAAGUGUCUUAUUUUGUGCUAUGAAUUGUUGAAGCAGGUGAAUAUUUCAGCAGGUAUAGGUGCAACCAUGAAUGGCAUCAUUGAAUCUUUGAUUCUUCCUGGAAUAGUAAGUGUUCAUCCCGUACUAAGAAACCUGGCUGUUUUAUGCUUGGGAUGCUGUGGACUACAGAAUCUGGAUUUUGCAAGUAAACACUUCGUAUUAUUGUUGCAGGUCUUACAAAUUGAUGAUGUGACAAUAAAAAUAAGUGCUUUAAAGGCAGUCUUUGACCAACUAAUGGCAUUUGGGGUUGAGCCAUUUAAAACUAAAAAAAUCAAAGCCCUUCAAAGUGAAGAUGCAGAAGUAAACAAUGAUGGAGACCAAGAGUUCAAAGAAGCUGAAGAAGAGACUGCCACAGUCAAGAAUGUUCUGAAACUUCUUUCUGAUUUCCUAGAUAGUGAGGUGCCUGAACUCAGGACAGGAGCUGCAGAAGGACUAGCCAAGCUGAUGUUCUCGGGGCUUUUGGUCAGCAGCAGGAUUCUUUCUCGUCUUAUCUUGUUAUGGUACAAUCCUGUGACUGAAGAGGACGUUCGGCUUCGACAUUGCCUGGGCGUGUUCUUCCCCAUGUUUGCUUAUGCGAGCAGGACUAAUCAGGAAUGUUUUGAAGAAGCCUUUCUUCCAACUCUGCAAACACUGGCCAGUGCUCCUGCAUCUUCUCCUUUAGCUGAAGUAGAUAUCACUAAUGUUGCUGAGUUAUUUGUAGAUUUGACAAGACCAAGUGGAUUAAAUCCUCAGGCCAAGAAUUCACAAGAUUACCAGGCCUUAUCUGUUCAUGACAAUUUGGCUAUAAAAAUUUGCAAUGAGAUCUUAACAUGUCCAUGUUCACCAGAAAUUCGAGUCUAUACGAAAGCCUUGAGUUCUUUAGAACUCAGUAGCAAUCUUGGUCAAGAUCUUUUGGUUCUGUUGAAUGAAAUUCUGGAGCAAGUAAAAGAUAGGACAUGUCUGAGAGCUCUGGAGAAAAUCAAGAUUCAGUUUGAAAAAGGAAAUAAAGAGUUUGAUGACCAGGCAGAAGCAGCACAGGAUGACAACGUGACUAUGACUCCUUUCCAAGUUGAAGAUGAAAAAAGUAAAGAAGCAUGUAAAACUUCUCUCAGGGAUGUAAAAGCAACCGGAGCAUCAAAAUCCACUCAGCAAAAGACUAACAGAGGGCAGAGAAAAAGGACAGCCUCGACUAGGAACAGGAGACGCCGGGCUGCGGAGGUUGACUCUGAGAGUGAUCCUGAAAUUCCAGAGCCAGAAUCAGAAAUGAAGAUGAGAUUGCCAAGACGAGCCAAAACAGCAGCACUAGAAAAAAGUAAACUGAACCUUGAACAGUUUCUCAAUGAAGAAAUAAGUUAGAGGAGAUGAUGGAGGUGAAGUCCUUUUAACCGUGUCCUUUCAAAGUACGUUCAGGUCUCUACUUAAGUUACCCUUGUAUCAAAAUUAGAAAAUGUAUUUCUGAUGUCUUGUAAGAUUUUGUGCGGUGUGAGUCCACAUUACAGUGGCCUGUACUGAAGCAGGACAGCGCCUGGCCCUGAGCUCCCAGAAGCCUGCGUCAGUGCCGUGGGAGCAGCCACAUGUGGGGUGGGCCUAGGAACCUGCUCCGGACCCGGCUGCUCAGGCCGUGCGUGCGCCCUCACGUUCUGGACCGCCUCUCGGUGUCGCUAGCUCUAGUAGCUGCAUCUGAGAAGCUCGCAACUUCGAUGGGGCGUGUGUACCCAGCAUAGAUGGACACGCUUCAGGGCACGUUUAGAAAGGGACAUCUAUCUCCAGGGCAAACGAAGUAGCACACACUGGCUCGAAGGGGCUGACUGUCAGGGAGGGGGGCUAGGACAGUGAACCCAGAGUCGCCAGCCAUCUAGGUUGAAUGGUUCUUUUGAUGAUUUUUGUGGUUAAGAACUAAGAACAUUUUGGCUGUGCUACCUGAAUGGGUAAUUUCUCUUCUCACCAUAUCUGCAUACAGGAGCCCUCGUUUGCUUAAGUUUCUGAUGGUGUUUCUUGGGUUAGGGAGAUGUUCACAUAUACAUAUACAAUUACAUAUAUAUAUAUAUAUAUAUAUUAAUUUUAGUAAUCUCUACACCAGUGUGGGGCCUGAACUCAUGACCCCAAGAUCAAGAGUCUCAGGCGCUCCUGACUGAGCCAGCCGGGCGCCCCCACAUAAAUACAUAUUCAUUAGGGGUUGCUUGCUUUGUUUCUGGCGUGACAAUACUUGCUGUGGAUAACAGGACAGUUCUAGCGGGACCGUGUGACAGGAAGUCCUUUAUGAACUGGCUUAGGAGCGCGGUCUUCACUGUCAGUUUCAUGUUUCUCCCCAAAUUGGCACUCCCCUGACUUGUGGAAGUCCACCUACGAACUCCGUCCUCUGUCCUUCUGCAACACUCAGCAAAACAUGUUUUCUUACCCCUUUCAUUACCUUUUCUCUUGGAUUAUCCAGAAUAGAAAUGUCCUAACAUUGGAUCUGUUUUCGUAGUAAUUGUGCUUUUUACGAUUUAGGCCAUUUAUUUGAGGUGAUGUUCUAAGAUAGAGCUAAAUUAAGAUCGUUUGUGCUUUUUAGAACCCAAUUGCCGUAUUAUAUACAUAUAUGUGCUUUGUAAAACUCGGAAAUACAAAAGGAGUCUGAACGAUACCAAGUAAGAAUGCUUGUUAAGCAAAGGAAAAGGCAGAUGUGGUGGUGGCGUAAAACAAUAAAACACAGGUGCCUGUCUUUCA